CACAAUUCAACACUUCUAUUUGGAGGAUUGAUUUUCCGGUCGCUCAUACCUUGUAACUCAGUUUAUUGCACACACUUCCGGUUCAGACUUCCACUUCCGGUCCUAACUGAGUAACAAGACUUACAGGAUACCGUACAUUGAGAAAUUAAAUGUUAUCUUUGGAGGCACAUGACAGAUAUCAUGGUUAUGCAGAACAGUUUAUGUGAAUUUCAUUCUUAGAACCAAAUAUAAACUUCAUUUCCGAUCAUGAAUAAAUGAUGUCCUCGGCUGGUAAGUUGAGUGAUGAAAGUAAGGAGAGCCAUACAUUGAAAGAAAAUAAAGGUACACCCUUAAAACGCAAAAGAACAAAGAUUGAUCAGAGUAACUGUGAAAAAUCUGAAAAGGGAAGAGAACAAAAUGUAGUUUUAUUACACACAACCCAAGAAUCUGCCAUACAAGCAGAAGAAACUGAAAACCAUUUACAGUUAAAGAAACAAAAAUUAGAUAAUGCAGAAUGUGAACAACAUGCAAGUGAAAAUGCAAAAGAGCCUGAUACAGGCUCUCUUAGUCCAAAACUUGUUGAUAAUGGAAGAAAUACGAGUAAUCACGCAGAACAACCAGACACUCAGUUCUCCGAUAAAGGACGUCCAGAUAUCCUUUGCCAUUUCUGUGAUUUCAUUGCUAAAAACGAGGUAGCACUAAAGAUCCAUGAAAACACACAUUCUGUUGGGAGCCUUUCAAAUCCAGUAAAGGACUUCUCUAGUAACUUACAAGAAACAGGUGGUAACUGUAACCUGAAUUCAGAACUGGUUCUUAAAUGUUCACAUUGUAGUCAGUUAUUUUCUACUUGCUUAGAUUUGGAAAGACAUAUCAGUGAGCAUCAUCAUAAAGAACAAAAUAUAGAAAGCAAGUGUCCGCACUGUAAUUAUGUAGCAGAUAACAUUUCUUUGCUAACGUUGCAUAUUGAACAGAAACAUAUACAGCAUCAGACUUUAAGCUGUGAACUGUGUGGUUUUCAUUGUAAAGAUGAUGCUGCCCUUCAGGCUCAUUUUCUUGGUAAGACUCAUCUUCGCCGUAAAAAUGUUGCUGCACGAGGUGGAUUUGUACAGCUGUUAACCAAAACACCAGUUUCAAAAAAAAUAUAUGCAGCUAAAAAGAAGGGUCUUAAAGUAGAUAUCCCAGAUAAAUAUAGUAAACUAAGUGCUGGGCAUGCUGUCUCCGAGAGGGGAAAAAGUCGAGAAAAUGUAUCCAAGACAAAUGGUGAUGUUGAACUUUCAACAGAAAUGUCAUCAUUUAGUGACUCUGAAACAAAAACAACAUUAAUUGACCAGGAAGGACUGGACAAAAAACAUAAAAUAUUUCAAGCACCCAUAGAUAUUUUACAUAAUUCUUCCUCCUCUAAAAAUACUGGGAACGGACAGAGUACGCAAAAUAUGCUAAAAGUGGCACAAAGGCAGUGUAAAUCUGCAGUUGAAUUUGUAAAUCUCAAACGAAAAGAUGCACUAUUGAUAAAAAACAAAGGUAAAAACAGACUAAGGCAUAUGCAUGCUAACACAAAAGGCAGACAGAAAAAUCUGCUUAUGAAAUGCAAAAUUAAAAAAGUAGCUCAAGCAAAGGAAUUCCAGGUAGUGUCUGCAGUAACAUCAGAAAAGACUUGUGAUAGCACUUUUAAGCAGCUAGCACCUUCUUUAAACAGUGUGACAGAAGCAAUGCACGAAUUAAGGUGUGAUAACAAUGAGGGACUUGCAUUAGAAAUUAGUCACAAUCUAGAGAUCAAAGAUGAAUGUUCUGUUCAUGAUAAAAAUCCGUCUUUGGAAGUCCCCAUAUUGGAUAUCGAUUCCACUAAUCAUAAAUGUUUAAAUACCUGUUCUUACUGUGGUCGUGUAUUUCAGAACAGAAAUGGUCUGGAAGUGCACAUAAAAAGACGUCAUACAAAAGAAAUGGAAUUCCAUUGUCAUCCUUGUGGAUACUCUUGUGUUACAAGGGGUGAUUUUGAAAAACACUGUCAGAGUAACAGACAUCUGUCCAGCAAGUCAGAAUUUCAUUGUAAGCUUUGCUCACUUGUUAUUGUUGAAACAAGUCUCAAUUGUCACAUGAAGGAAAAACAUCAAAUAUUUUCUUGUUCAGUAUGCAGACUUGAUUUCUUAACAGAAGACGAACUAGCGAGUCACAAAAAAGACAUGCUUCAUACUGAUAAAAUGAAGCAAGAAGCCACUUAUCUGAUGAGCAGUAAAGAUUUCAUUUUGAAAUCUUCAGCAGGUACUGGUGAGUUAGAUAAUACUCAAAGUGGACAUGAAAUUGAAGUCAGUGUGCAGGAUGAUUAUGAAAUACCAACAUUUUCUGCAUUAGAUGCAUCUUCAGAAUACCCACAGAAGCAUUUGCUGUUGAAUAAAACUCAAUUUAACUGCAGAAAAUGUUUCUAUAAAACUAGAUCAUCCACUGUCCUUAUGAGACACACAAAACUUUGCCACUCCUCUGAUUAUCACUUCCUCUGCAAAGCAUGUAAUCUUUAUACAAUGAGCAGAGAGGGGAUUGAAAAACAUAUGAAAGGAAGUCGGCAUAUUGAAAAUGCAUUUAGAAAUAACAUUGGUUUAUUAUUUGAUGAAUGUAUUGAAAAAGUAGGCAUGUCUGAAGUCAAAAAAGGAGCAAAAUUUACAGCUUGUUUAGUGAAAAGUGAACUUGACAAAGUGAUUGUACAAGAACAGCCAUUUUCAGAGCACGCUGAAAAUGUAGCUGCAACUAAUUUAGUGUCUCAGGUUGAGCAAAUAACUGCUACAUGUAAUGUAGCUGAAAGUGAUCUUUCUGUAGAUCCACCCAAGAGAGGAAGACCUAGAGGAAACAUUUCUAGGAAAUGUUCAUACUGUGGUCUUUUUGCAUCAAGUGUAACAAAUUUAACUGUGCAUAUCAAACGAAAACACAGUCACCAGUACAGUUACUUGUGCAAAGUAUGCAAUUACUAUACUGUAACCAAAGGGGACAUGGAACGCCAUUGUGCUACAAAGAAACAUAAGGGGCGUAUUGAAUCUGAGGGGAAUGGUAGUCAAGCUAAUGAAGUUGUCAUUCAUAAUGGUAGUGGUGAUCUUCAGACUGAUAGCACGACUGAAGAUCAAGCCUUUGUAUUAAAUAAGAGUAGAGAAGAUAGAAGUUCAGUAGAUGAGGUGGAAGGAUCUAACACAGAAAAUGAAAUGCAUGACAUUACUGGAUUUAAUGAAAUAAACAGCGAAGGUGAUCCACUACUAAAUCAAGAAACUUUGCAAAAGUCGAAGGAUAAAGUGGAAACUGUGGUUAUAGAAUCCAUUUCCAUGCUAGAAGACAAUGACGUUACUCUUCAAAGGAAACUCAAAGGUAACACAGAUAAUGCCUGCGUGCACUGUGGAUUUGUUGCACACUCUGCUUCCUCUCUCACACUGCAUAUAAAACGGAAGCAUACUAAAGAGUUUGAGUAUUACUGCAUGGCUUGUGACUACUAUGCAGUUACACAACGUGAAAUGAUGAGGCAUGCUGCAACAGAGAAACAUAAAAUAAAAAGCCAGUCAUACCUUCACUCUUCCAGAGGAGGAAAAGAUAAUGAACACCUACAGUCAACAGUGAGUGUUUUAGACAAACAUAAAGAUAACAUUAAUACAGUUCAAAAAACUAUUUGCAGUGGAGCAAACAACGAUUUGGGCUCUCAAGUUAAUGCUAUUCAAGAAGUAGAAGAUUCUGCUGUUUGUUUGAUUACUGAACAAACCAUGGACACCUCUACUGGUAUUUGUACUUCUGAAGAACUUGAACGUGGUGAAAAAGAAAAGCUAAUUAAUUUAGAAAAAUCUCAGGAAAAAUGUGCCAAGGAAGUAAUGGCUGACAAACAGGGAAGUUGUUGUAACAGGAUAGAUGUCCGUUAUGAGACUUCAGAUAACUCUGACUUUUCUAUUGCAGAAUUCCAAAAUGAUUUAAAGCAAAAAGGUAGCGUAACUGUAGUAAGUAUGGCAGAAGAAGAACAAAAAACAAACCAGCUAUCAAGAGAGAAAACAGAGCAUAGUGCCAUACAGAGAAAUGCAGAAGUGCUUGUAGAACAGGAAAAAUCGGAUUGUGUUGGACAUAUUUCAGUAAAUUCCCAAGAAAAAUGUAGUGCAGUUCCACAAGAAACCAGCCAUAACAUUACUAUGGAGCAGAUUGAUAGUCUUCAUAAAACAUACAUUGUGGAGAAGACAGGCAAUCCCAAAAAUAUUUCUGCUUUUGAAGAGGCAGCCUUAGUUAUACAGAGAGGAGAAGCAGUAGUUUCAAGUGAUGUCUGGACAGUGGAAGAGUCCAUUUCAGAGGAUGUAAACCAUGAAGAUUUCAACGUUACUGAAACCAGUAGUAGCACCAAUCCAAAGAGCAAGCUUUUACAAACCGUAGGCAGAUUUGAUGCUUCUAUUGUAAAGUUAAAUCACAGUGACAUCACUGAUGUAUCUGAUGAAGAGCAGUUGCCUAGUGAAACAAACGCAGUUGAUUUAAUGACAGAUUUACCACAAAGUGGGAAAAAAAGAAAAAUCGAAGGAACUCACUUUAGUGAAUCAACACGUAUUCGGUGUGAUGAUUGUGGAUUCUUGGCUGAUGGAUUAAGUGGACUGAAUGUGCAUAUUGCCAUGAAACAUCCCUCAGAAGAAAAACACUUUCACUGCUUACUCUGUGGAAAGUCGUUUUACACAGAGAACAACUUGCAUCAACACUUGACUAGUGCUGGACACAUGAGGAAUGAACAGGCAAGUGUUGAGGAACUACCAGAAGGUGGAGCCACUUUUAAAUGUGUUAAGUGUACUGAGCCGUUUGAUACAGAGCAGAACUUGUUUCAUCAUAUAAAGCAACAGCAUGAAGAAUUAUUGCGUGAAGUAAAUAAGUACAUUGUUGAAGAUACAGAACAAAUCAACCGUGAGAGGGAGGAAAAUCAAGGCAAUGUUUGCAAAUAUUGUGGCAAGCAGUGCAAGAGCAGCAAUUCAAUGGCAUUCUUGGCCCAUAUCCGCACCCAUACAGGUUCAAAACCAUUUAAGUGCAAGAUCUGCAAUUUUGCAACAGCUCAGCUAGGUGAUGCCAGGAAUCACGUUAAACGACACCUUGGAAUGAGAGAGUACAAAUGUCAUAUAUGUGGGUUGGCAUUUGUAAUGAAGAAACAUCUGAAUACGCAUUUGCUUGGAAAACAUGGAGUAGGGACACCAAAGGAAAGAAAAUUUACAUGCAAUCUGUGCGAGAGAAGUUUCACAGAAAAGUGGGCACUGAACAAUCACAUGAAGCUGCAUACUGGUGAAAAGCCAUUUAAGUGUACCUGGCCAACAUGUCAUUAUUCCUUUCUUACUGCAUCUGCCAUGAAGGAUCACUACAGAACUCACACAGGAGAGAAGUCAUUCCUGUGUGACCUCUGUGGCUUUGCUGGUGGGACUCGUCAUGCACUUACCAAACAUCGGAGGCAGCAUACAGGAGAAAAGCCAUUUAAAUGUGAUGUGUGCAGCUUUGCUUCUACUACACAAUCUCAUCUGACACGGCACAAACGUGUCCACACUGGAGAGAAGCCCUACAAAUGCCCCUGGUGUGAUUACAGGUCAAACUGUGCAGAAAACAUUCGCAAGCACAUCUUGCAUACCGGUAAGCAUGAAGGUGUGAAAAUGUAUAAUUGUCCCAAAUGUGACUAUGGAACCAACAUUCCGGUUGACUUUCGUAACCAUCUUAAAGAACUUCAUCCAGACUUGGAGAAUCCUGAUUUGGCUUACUUACAUGCUGGAAUUGUUUUUAAAUCCUAUGAAUGUCGGUUAAAAGGUCAAGGGGCAACAUUUGUUGAAACUACUGCACCAUUCACUGCAACAACAACAACAACAACAACAGCAACAAAGUCCUGUCUAGCUAAAGAAAAGAUGGGUAAAUCCAGUCAGAACCAGCCGCAAUCAGCCGAACAAGUGCAACAAGUUAUAAUUAUUCAGGGAUUUGAAGGUGAUUUUGCAAUUGAUACUUCUGUUGAGGAAGCUGCAGCAGCUACUCUUCAGACUUUGGCUAUGUCUGGCCAAGUAGCCGAAGUGGUCCAUAUCACAGAGGACGGUCAGGUUAUAACCACAACACAACAUGGUACCCAUGUUGGAAGUAUGCUUACUGAACAUCUGUCUGAUGGCGCCACACAGGUGGUUUUAGUGGAGACUCCAGGUGAGGAGUCCAGUGAAGCCAUUGCAGUAGGAACAGUUGAUAAUUCCAGUGGAACUGUUGUACAUCAAGUAAUGACCCAAGGAGUGAUGGCCAGACAGAAAUCCAGAGUUCAUGCUUCAGAUGUUCCUUCAGCAUUAGAUGCUUUGCUCUGUGCUGUUUCAGAACUGGAUGAAGUAGAAAACAGAGCACAACAGCAAGGAUAUGCUGCAAAGUCUGUUCAAGAAGGAUCUUUCUCAACUGGAGUCCAGCAGCAAGACGUAGAAGAUGUGGUGCCUGAUGACCAGGUGAAAGAAGAAGUGAAAGUGUUCCAUCAGGUGGGAAGGAGCUCAGAAGAUUCACAGCAAGUCAAAAUGGUGACGCAAGUUAUUCAUCCAUCUACUUUGUCGGCAUCUCAUGAACAAACUCAAGUUGCUUUCAAGGAUGUAGUACAGGGUGUUUUGCAGUUUGCUGUUUGUGAUCUAGCUGCAGCCGAUGAGCUGAUGAAUGAAGGUGUCACACAAGUAAUAGUGAAUGAAGAAGGAACAGUACAUAUGGUAGCUGGUGAAGGCCGACAGAUCAUAAUGCAAGAAGCAGAAGGUCAUGCAGUAGGUGUGCAUAGUCAACACAUGGAUUUGGUAGAUUCUUCUGGGGAAAUAUCCCAAAUCAUUGUAACAGAGGAAUUGGUCCAGGCAAUGGCCGAACAGUCCAGCAGCACUUUCUCCCCUGGUGCAACCCAUUACAUUGUGACAGAAAUACCACAAGAGGAAAUUCACUGUGAAACUGAUGAGUAUACACAUGGUGUGGAAAAGACUGGAGCUACUCAGGAAGUUUUGCAGAUAGGUACCAUUAUAGGAUCUGAUGCAUCUUCUGCUGGUAUUACUGAACAGUUGACAAGUAUGGUACUUUACACACAGGAGGGUUCAGAACAUAUUCAGGACAAUAGUAACCAUGAACAAACACAGGAAACAUAAAGUAUUGUCUAAUAAUUCUAAUGAUAAAAAAUUGUAUUGUAAUAGGUUAUAUUAAAGGAUUAUGUUGAAUCCCUA
Molecule: messenger RNA, 7154 nt
Organism: Protopterus annectens (West African lungfish)
Lineage: Eukaryota; Metazoa; Chordata; Ceratodontiformes; Protopteridae
Gene: ZNF407
Product: zinc finger protein 407
Exons: 9
Coding region: 255-7079 (2274 amino acids)
Biological process (GO): regulation of gene expression
Cellular component (GO): nucleus
Molecular function (GO): nucleic acid binding; zinc ion binding
Source: RefSeq, a predicted model, not a curated record